This is a messenger RNA of Parnassius apollo (apollo), 321 nucleotides long. Lineage: Eukaryota; Metazoa; Arthropoda; Insecta; Lepidoptera; Papilionidae. The record is from the annotation of a GenBank genome assembly.
AUGUUGAGAAAAAUUGCUGUUCCCGUUUUAAAGGACACCACCUCCGUAAAAGCUGAACCCCCAGCAAGUCCCAGUAAUUCCUUGGAAGACGUAAAUAUAGAUGAUUUGGACUAUGUGUUCGAUAGUCCUAUGGUAAGUGCAUUGAAAAAACAAAUCGAACGCGAUGCUGAAAUAAAGAAAAGGAUGACACGAAAAAUCAGAGCUCUUCAAAAGCAAAAUAAGCGAUUGAAGAAAAGAGUUGUAGAACUCAAAACUGUUUUAAAGAAUUCCCCGAGAAGAAUCAUAAUAAUACGGGAAUCCGGGCCAGGUCCAGCGACGUAG